Eucalyptus grandis is the source of this 1909-nucleotide messenger RNA. RefSeq names its product F-box protein At5g03100. NCBI's taxonomy places the organism in Eukaryota, Viridiplantae, Streptophyta, Magnoliopsida, Myrtales, Myrtaceae. Gene Ontology annotation, molecular function: protein binding. Bases 387 to 1757 code for a protein of 456 amino acids. The transcript has 4 exons. The record is from RefSeq and is a predicted model, not a curated record.
GUUAUGCCAUCAGGGCCCCUUUCUUCCCGAGUUUCUGAGAUCAAAACCGUAUCCAGCGCCCUCCUCCUCCCCUCCUCCUCCUCCUCCUCGCCGCUGGCCGCACGACCCCCUUCCUCUCCUCUUCCUCUCGAUCUCUGCUUGCUCUCAGUCCUCGUCACAAUCGUUUACCGCCUCGCCUUCGCCCCUUCCUCCCUCGCAGCUGCAGCCUCGUCGCCGAUCCAUCGCAGGCAACAGUAGGGUUGCGGAUUGGAGCGCCAAUCUCACCUUCUUCGAGCUCGCACCUCCGUCAAUUCGUUUGCUGAUUGAGUUCCGUCACAGCCACAGCCAGACCUCCGAGCACGGCCGCAUCCACCGCAAAUCUGCCGGCGACAAGGCCGUAAGGAGUUAUGGAAUUCUUGCCAGACUGCCUGAUCCACCACAUCUUCUCAUAUCUCCCACUGGAAGACGUCCUCAAGACCAGCCUCCUCUGCAGGCGCUGGCGGUACGCUUGGACCGUCGCCGCCACCCACCUCACCUUCGAUGGAAAGAUUGUAAACCGGUUUCGCAAUAACGUGGACUAUACGUCCUUCGUCGACAGCAUCUUGACCCGGUGCAUCUCGCCCAAGGUGAAGACGUUCCACCUCACCAACUUAAGGUACAAUGAGCGCGUCCGCUCCAAGCUCGAUUCCUGGCUCAAGAUCGUGGAGGAGCGCUUCGUGGAGGAGAUCCGCCUGUCGUUUUUCUCGCCGUUUUUGUAUGGACUGCCGGCUUCCUUGUAUCGCUUGAGUUCGUUGGCGAGUCUGGAAGUCAGUUCGUGCUGUUUCUCGUUGGAUGCGCCUAUUAGCUGGCCUCAUCUUAAGUUCUUGUCGUUUGAAAAUGUGAAGUUGAGUGAAGAUGUGCUCAAGGCAAUUUUCAUGGGAAGUCCUCUUUUAGAGUCCCUUAAGCUGUGCGAGUGCAGGUCGCUCAAGAACAUCCUAAUAGAUGCCCCAAGUUUGAAAUUGUUGGUACUCGUCUCCACUAAUUUCUUUAUCGUGGAGAACAUCUGGGCACCGCAUCUGCUGUCAUUGCGCGUAUCUGGGGACUGGUGGCCUUCUUCCAAUUUCAGACUUGACAACGUAUCUUCUUUGGUAGAAGCCCAGUUGGAUUUUGUCUUUCCACCCGAUGAAAUCCGAACCGAUGGCACGAGGAGACAAUGCUACUUUGUGAAGCAACUUUUGGAGAAGCUGUGCGGUGUUCGCACAAUCGCCAUUAAUAGCUGGUGUUUGCAGGCUCUGUCUGUGCUAGAGAUGGAAGACGAGCCAGCUCUAUUGUCAAAAUGUCAGAAUCUGAUACUACAUCCAGGUAUUAGUCAAUGGGACCUUCCCGGGAUAGCAUACAUGCUACGAAGUUCACAGUGCCUGGAAAUAUUAGAUAUACGCCUGACUGGUGACCGCUGCUUGAAGCUCAAGCUCGACAAAGAAUCUAGAGGACGUUUUUAUUUUGAUGAAGAAGAUUUUUGGUGUUCAAGGAAGGGGAACUUCCAACUUUUGGCAGAACAUCUCAAGAGAGUUGAGAUUGCCGGUUUGGAAGCCCAUAGUUUUGGGUUGAAGUAUCUGCAUGCCCUGGUUAAGUUUGUUCUUGGCGAUAUACGCGUGUUGGAGAAGGUGAUUAUCAAGGCUGAUCAAUGCACACAACAUGGACAAGAAAGUCUUCAAGCCGAUGUUCUUUCGGAACUACUUGGUGUGAACGGAAAUUUGCUCGGCUAUGGAAGAGCUUCCAAAAUGCUUAAGUUAUUAUGAAAUUCGGUUUUUUUUUUUAUUCUCAUUGCAAGGGUAUGUUGCCCUGGCCGCCUCUUAUUCACUCUCUGUAGAGUUGCAUGAACAAUGACACUGUUUGGUGUUUUACAUGUAUUUAAUUUAUAUUGGGCGACGAAAUUUCGACCCCUAAAUGA